Molecule: messenger RNA, 2787 nt
Organism: Heterobilharzia americana
Lineage: Eukaryota; Metazoa; Platyhelminthes; Trematoda; Strigeidida; Schistosomatidae
Source: the annotation of a GenBank genome assembly
CUUAUAUCUUAAUUAAUUAUAAGUUCAUGUCUUCUUUUUUCUUUCUGGAUGUUUUAAAUUUCAGAAAUAUUUUUAUCAUUUCUAUUAUACAUUUGAGCUGUAAGAAAAUGCACAAGUAGCUCUUAUAUUUACAUUUGUUAUGCGUCAGUUAGAUUUUAUUCCUAUAAAAUUACUGAUGGUCAAAGUUUUACAGAGUUUUGAAGUUAUCAAAUGAGGAUAAAUAUUACUUUGAUAACCUUACUGAAAACUACUGCAAUUAUAAUGAUAAUCAAUAGUUUUGUGUUCAUCAACGCUGAAUCUUGGCAUAACAUCCUACGUUUGGUGAAGAGAAAUACUCACAGGCAUGAAAAAAGCUCUAGUAAAGACUUGUAUAAAUUAAAAAAUGCUCUAGAAAAUUAUGCACUUCAAAUGAAUAGUCACAAAAGUAUUGGACUUUUAGGCGAUCCAAUUAAUCUGACUCAGAGUAAUAUAGACAAUUUUACAGAGUUUAAUACUGAUUCAGAUCUCGCACUAACCUUGUCAAAUUACAGCAGUGAUGCAAAUUCAAUAGCUGAUUAUAUUCAAGAUAGUAACUUCAAAGAUUAUAUAUCUGAGCAAACAAUCAAGCAUUCGAAAUAUUCAAGUAAAAGUUCCACUCUUACUACAGUUCAAGUUGUAUCGAAUAAAUCACAUUUACACUGGAGUAUAUUACAGUUUUCACUCGGUUUAUUAUGUCUCAUGAUACAUAUGAUAUGGUUCUUAUGGUUAUUAUAUCAUAAUGUACUGAUCAAAUUCCGUCAUCAGUCAGCAUUUCAUAAGUCUAAAACAAAUUCUUAUUCCAAACCGCUACAUGAUGUUGCCAGUGAUUUUUCGACAAAACGAUACCAGUUAAUACUACGCACCGAGUUACACUUAAGUUUUGUUGGUACUAUUUAUGGAUUUGUAAUAUCAAUUCGAAGAAUAUCAAGUCUUGUACUAGGUCCUGAAUGGACUUCAAGUGUUAAGCAGCCAAACUUAAUCAGUCGAAAUUAUUUAAUGUGUUAUUUAACGCGACACAUAUCACUAAGUCUACUGACUGUUUAUUGGAUUUCCAUUCUCCUCAUGAUUUUGAUUAACAUACACUAUAUUAAGUCUAUUUAUUUGGUGAAUUCUGCAAAAAUCCCGUUAAUAAUUGGUACCUUCACUCCUUUAUAUAUAGCUUUCAUCAUUUCGUGGAUAUUCUCUAUAGUUAUUAGGAUAGGUAGUUUAUUAAUUAAUUAUAAUCUGCAAAAAUAUGCAUUGAGACAUUUAACAGAAUCAAAGCGUUUGACUACUAAACAAGUAUUGAACUUUGAAUGCAUGAAUACAAAAGAUUUAGAGCAUCAAAAAAUGUAUUUUCAUACUGUGUGUCAUCAAACCACAUUUGAACAAUGGCUUGAAAUACUCACAAAUGUAUUGUGUGAUAUCUUACCAAAUUUUCUAGUCUUUACUAUAAGUAUUUUCAUUUGUUUUACUGCACAUAGGUCAAGAAAUAUUAUGCAUAAAACGUUUACCUCAAGUAAACAAACAACUGGGCUAUGUCCUCGUAACUACAACGGUAGUAAUAGCACAAAUAAAGCAACUUUUAGCGAAUUAUCGAAAGAUGUAGAGUGUUCACCUGUAAAACUUUAUGGUGAAAAAACACAUUCCAUGGAAGUCUGUAGCUCAUCCACAUCAUGUUUAACUUAUCAAUGUGAUGUUUCAUCUCAUUGUUUUCCAAAAAAGUCUCAACAAGAACCGAAAAAAACCUCACGCAUUACAACACUUCAUCUUAUGCAUCAAAUAAUUUAUUUUUCAGUUUGUUCCUUUAUCUUAAGUUUAUCUUUGUUAAUAAAUCACACUAUACGCUUAACAGUUUAUGGAAAAUUAGUAAAAUCACAACUGAAAUACUGUCAUUCAUGGAAUUUUAAUCAAGGUUUGCACGAACCUGAAAAUGUUGAACUAUUUAAACUAGUACAUGAAAAUUUACACAUUCCUUAUUGGCAAUUACAAGGAUGUAUUUUGGUUGAGAUUUUAACCACUACACUUGUACCAGUUAUCUGUUUUACACAGAAAACGUUUACAGCAUUAUUCUGUAAAUCAUGUUGUGUGCUACAUAUACCAGAGGACGAAAAAUAUACACAAGGUAUAGGAAUGCUGACAAAAGAUUCUGACUUUAACUAUAUUAAACCAACAAAGAUGAAUCAUGUUAAUAUUUUAAACGUUUCAUCACCAGUCAGUUCGCAUGUGUUAUCUACACCAGUUGAUGAUCUAGUCAAUUGUAGUUCCAUUAACACAUUCAUUCCAUCGGCAACACAGUUUGCUCAGACAUCAACAGACACUAUCAUUCCACCAUGUGAACUAUUGAAAAUACAAAUGUUUACAAGAGCACAAUUUGAGCAAAAAACUCACUUAUCACAGAUAGACAGGUAUCACAAACCAUCAUUUACAAGCCUACCAUCAUGCUCAAAUGAACCAACAACAACUCUUGUACCUGUAUCAAUAAAAUUAGUAAAUUUGCAGCCUUUAUGCUGUCAACCAUGUGAUAUAUUUACUAACAGUGUAAAAGAUGGAAUUACAACAGACGAUCAUGGAACAGAAUGUGAGCUUUUAAAUAAUGUGAAUAAUUAUCCUAUUGAAGCAACGGCAUCAAUAGUAAAGCUACACGUUUUAUCAGAUUCCAGUGGAUUCAAUGAAUAAAAGGAGAUUAUUGUUAUCAGGCUUAAAAAGAUGUUUGGCAAGUUCUUUCAUUGUACAUGACUAUUUAUGAACUAUACAUUUGUAAAUAAAAUUUAAUACUAUAUUUAUAUC